GAAUCUCCCCUGGUCCCAUCGGCGCGUCUUCCGGGAGUCGCCGAACACCAGACAGAGGUAGCGGGGUGGGUGUGGCAGCUGCCAUUUCCUGCGCGGAAAGCCCUUUGAGGACGUGCGGUGGUGACUUACUAGGGCUCCGCGCUUCUCAGCCCGGUGAGUCAGGUAGGGGUGUAGAUUCACUUGCUUAUCUGGACUCCAGUCUAACCUCACUUCCAACUACUUCAGUCGUGUGGGGGUGGCUGAUAAGCCCUGUCAGAGUUUAAUCCUGUCUAAACGUUCAGAUGUUUAGUUCCUGUUGAGUGCUUCUCUACUAGGGACCUAUUUUUCUGACUUUUUUUUUUCUCUCCUGACGUCCAUAAUUACAGACAGAGAUUGAAAAGUAACCUUGAGAGAGUCCCUCCCUUGAUUCCAGGGAAAGUUACUAGAGGAUGUGCUCCAACGAAACAUGAGAGCAAGACAAGAAAGAGAAAGACGUGGGACCCAGAAAAAAGGACCAGGAGAAUGUGAAGGGAAAUUCCAGGGUGAAAGAUAUGUGGCAGAAUUAGAGAGCAGUCGUUUUCACCAGAGAAGGAAGAUGGCAGACUCCAAGAAGAAAGACUGCAAAGUGAAUCAGAUAUAUGUAUACAUAUAAUGUCCAUGGACAGAGGAAUGGAUAAAACAGAUGUGGUAUAUAUAUACAAUGGAAUAUUAUUCAGCCAUAAAAAGGAAUGAAAUUGGGUCAUUUGUAGAGACGUGGAUGGAGCCAGAGACUGUCAUAAAGAGUGAAGAAGGAGUACUGGCCUGAUGAGGGAAGGGGAAUGGAUGGUACAGCGAGAGCCUGGGUACGUUAUUCCAGUGAAAGAACUCCUCCUGGAAGAAAAUACCUGGAAUGAGGGGAUGGUGCAGCAGUGGCUCCCGUUUCUCGUCCUACACCUGGUCACUACCAUGUCGUCUACCGAGGGUGUGCAUAAACACUCUUGGGCCGGCAUGGGUAGACAUACUGCUUGGUUGAUGGCUACCGGGCCUACGGAGAUGUUCCUUUGGCCACGCCAGCAAAGGUGGAAACAGAGAAGCCAGUCCCCAGACGUGCUCCCAAGAGAAAGCGCUGUCCAGAAAGGUCGGACAAAGACCUGUGUUGCCCCAGACCCAAAAUCCGGCGAUUGCAGCAUUCAAGCAGCUCAGAAAUACAAGCAGCAGUGGCUCCCGUUUCUCGUCCUACACCUGGUCACUACCAUGUCCUCUACCGAUGGCGUGGAGAAACGCAGUUGGGCUGGCAUGGAGAGACAUACUACCUGGUUGAUGGCUUCCGGGCCUAUGGCAGGUACACCCAGACCGGGCAACUCUACAGGAGGUAUGAUAUACACACAACCUCACCUGGCUGGCACAUGUUCCUGUGGGGGUUGCCAACUACGAACAGCUGAGCACUUUCCCAGAUCAGCAGCAGUGGCUCCCGUUUCUCGUCCUACACCUGGUCACUACCAUGUCCUGUACCGUGGGUGUGGAGAAACGCAGUUGGGCUGGCAUGGGGAGACAUACUGCCUGGUUGGUGGCUACCGGCUCUACGGGGAUGUUCCUUUGGCCACGCCAGCUAAGGUGGAAGCAGAGAAGCCAGUGCCCAGACGUGCUCUGAAGAGAAAGCACUCACCGGAAUGGUCGGACGAAGACCUGUGUUGCCCCAGACCCAAAAUCCGGCGAUUGGAGCUUUCAAGCAGCACAGGAAUACAAGCAGCAGCAGUGGCUCCCGUUUCUCGUCCUACACCUGGUCACUACCAUGUCGUCUACCGCGGGUGUGGAGAAACGCAGUUGGGCCGGCAUGGGGAGACAUACUGCCUGGUUGGUGGCUUCCGGGCCUACGGGGAUGUUCCUUUGGCCACGCCAGCUAAGGUGGAAGCAGAGAAGCCAGUCCCCAGACGUGCUCCGAAGAGAAAGCACUGUCCGGAAAUGUCGGACGAAGACCUGGGUUGCUGCGGACCCAAAAUCCGGCGAUUGUAGCAUGGUGCCAGGAGGCGGACCCCACAGAAUCUUGCAGGUGAUCCAUCCUGAAGAGAAGGCAAUGGUUUAAAUGCCUGAGGCAGCGAAUGCCUCUUCCUGCACUGACCGCCACUCCCCACCACCACUGCCCACUGCCACAGAUUAGAACCUGCAUCUUUUUGUCUGAGCCUUCCCCAGCCAGGAGCCUCCUUCUAUACUAAAUGGCCAUAAGCCAGGAGCCUCAGAAACUGAGGUUUGUAAUGAGAGUCUGCCCUGAACAUCCCAGGGCUGAAGCUGGCCUGGAAGAAACCCUGACGUUCCUCUGCUUAAUCCUCAAGGGCCCCUUUGUGAGCUGAAGAAAGAAAAGUCUAGAAAAAACGGAUACCUGGGAGGGGAAGAUGGCGGAAGGGUAACACGUGGAGAUCACAUUCCUCCCCACAGAUACACCAGAAAUACAUCUACACGUGGAACAACUCCUACAGAACACCUACUCAACGCUGGCAGAAGACCUCAGACCUCCCAAAAGGCAAGAAACUCCCCACAUACCUGGGUAGGGCAAAAGAAAAAAAGAAAAAACAGACAAAAGAAUAGGGAGGGGACCUGCACCAGUGGGAGGGAGCUGUGAAGGAGGAAAGGUUUCCACACUAGGAAGCCCCUUCGCGGGCGGAGACUGGGGGUGGCGGAGGGGGAAGCUUCGGAGCCGCGGAGGAGAGCGGAGCCACAGGGGUGCGGAGGGCAAAGCGGGGAGAUUCCCGCAAAGAGGAUCGGUGCCGACCGGAACUCACCAGCACGAGAGGCUUGUCUGCUCACCCGCCGGGGCGGGCGGGGCUGCGAGCUGAGGCUCGGGGUUCGGUCAGAGCACAGGGAAAGGACUGGGGCUGGCGGCGUGAACACCUCCUGAAGGGGUUAGUGCACCACGGCUAGCCGGGAGGGAGACCGGGAAAAUGUCUGGAGCUGCCGAAGAGGCUAGAGACUUUUUCUUCCCUCUUUGUUUCCUGCUGCGCGAGGAGAGGGAAUUAAGAGCGCUGCUUAAAGGAGCUCCAGAGACGGGCGCGAGGCGCGGCUGAAAGCGUGGACCCCAGAGACGGGCAUGAGACGCUAAGGCUGCUGCUGCCUCAACCAAGAAGCCUGUGUGCGAGCACAGCUGGUACCUGAGGAGUUGUAUACCUCCGGGAAGAUAUGUGCUCCAGACCCGUAAAUAUGCAGUUCACAGAGCCCACCACCAGAGGACAAUAAUGAAAGACAGAAACACACAGAGACAAUUCCAUGUGACAACAGUGAAAGAGACCAGAGUGAUGCAGCUGCAAAUCAAAAAACUGCCAACACCAGUGAUUGAUGGCCACCACCAGAAUCUGGUUAAGACAAAGAAGGAUCCUCCCCUUGAGGCGUCAGAAAGAACAUGGCCCUCUCAACACUUUGAGUUUGAACUUCUGGCCUCUAGAGCUGUGAUAAAAUAAAUUUCUGUUCUUUUAAGCUAACAAGUUUGUGGUAUCUUGUUAUGGUAGCCCUAGAGAUGACAGUAUUUGAUUCCUGAGCUGGCAACUGUAUUUUGACUAUGUAAUGACUAUUCCAAGAUAAUCAACAGACACAAAGAUAAAGGCAAAACUGAGACUAAGCCCAGUUCUUUUUAUUCCCAGAAUAAUAAAUGAUUUUUUAAUUAAUUUAGAUCUCUUUGUCUAACCCCUCUGCUUUUCAGAAGAGUAUGUGGGACCAAUCAAGUAUUAAUAUGUUAUACUUUCAUUUUAAUUCAUCUCAAAUUAUUUCUAAUUCCCCUUAUGAGUUCUUACUUGACCCAUGAAUUAUUUAGGAAUAUAUUCUUUAAUUUCCAUUUGUGAUUUUCAACAAAUUUCUUUCUGUUAACGAUUUCUUAUUGCAUUCUGUUGUCAUUUGAGAGCACUCUUUGUAUUGUUUAUAUCCUUUAAAAUGUACUGAAAUUUGUUUUAUGGCCUAGCAUAUAGUAUAUCCAUGUGCAUUUGAAAAGAAUGUAUAUUGUGAUGCUGUUGGGUGGAAUGUUUUAUAGAUGGCUGUUACGUCUACUUGAUUGAUAGUGUUGUUCUAGGUUUUUAUUUUCUUGUUGAUUUUCUGUCUGUUCUGCUAUUGAAAGAAGGGUAUUCAAGUAUCCAACUAUUAUUGUAGAACUGUCUGUUUCUCUUUUCCGUUGUGUCGAUUUUGCUUCAUUAUAUUUUGAAGUUCUGUUCUUAGGUGCAUAUAAGUUUAUAAUUAUUAUGCAUUCUAGAUGGAAUAAUCAUUUUAUCAUUUUAAAAUGUCUUUGUCUCUAGUAAAAAUUUUCGUCUUAAAAUAUAUUUUUUUCUGAUAUUUUCUUAGCCAGUCCAGCUUUGUUGUUGUUGUUUUGUUUUUUUGUUACUGUUAUGGUAUAUCUAUUCCAACCCUUUUACACUUCACCUAUAUAUUUUCUUGACUCUAAAGUGGGUCACUUGUAGGCAGCAUAUGUUUGGAUCAUGUUUUUCAUUUUUUUAUCCAGUCUGAAAUUUCUGUCUUUAGAUGGAAUGUUUAACAUUUUUAUAUUAAAUGUAAUUAAUAUUUAAUUUUGUAAUUUUUAUAUUAAAUGUAAUUCAUGUAG
This is a messenger RNA of Orcinus orca (killer whale), 4531 nucleotides long. RefSeq lists its product as uncharacterized. The record is from RefSeq and is a predicted model, not a curated record. The coding region runs from base 784 to 1971 and encodes 395 amino acids. The transcript is spliced from 11 exons. Lineage: Eukaryota; Metazoa; Chordata; Mammalia; Artiodactyla; Delphinidae.